CAUGUUAGUUGGGAAGGGACUAAUUAAAGAGGCAAGACUCUACGAAAUAAGAACCUGUUUUUACUAUAUUUGUGGGGUGCUAGAAGGAGCUGUAUAGAUAGAGACAUUUGCUUACUACACUUCCUUCCCUCUCUUCAUUCAUAUUCAUCCAUUCUCCCUUAUCUCUAUACCAUUUUUUUUUUCCUUCUUGAAUCUCUCUUGCUAGAAGAUAAGUUAAGAGAUGGGGAAUUGCCAAGCUGUUGAUGCUGCAGUGCUUGUGAUCCAACACCCUUGUGGGAGGAUAGAGAGGUUGUAUUGGCCAGUAACUGCAAGUGAAGUCAUGAGGACUAACCCGGGUCACUAUGUGUCUUUGAUAAUACCAUUGCCUGUGCCACCACAGGACCAGAAUCGGGAGCAGAAAACGGUGCGUUUCACCCGGGUUAAGCUGCUCCGGCCUAAUGAGACUCUCAACCUUGGCCAUGCUUAUAGGCUCAUCACUACUCAAGAGGUUAUGAAAGUGUUGAAAGCAAAGAAGCAUGCAAAGACAAGGAAGCCACAGGCUGAGCAUACUUUGCAGCCGGAGAAACAGAGUUCAGCUUGUGAGGCACACACAGAAGGGGAGUCUACACAUCAGCAUAAUGAAUUCCAGGGAAUGAGAGCAGAGAGACAAAGGCCGAGAGCGGCUUCAGCAAAUCCGGCUGUAGUGAGGUCAAAAUCCUGGCGGCCUUCAUUACAGAGCAUUUCUGAGUCAACAAGUUGAUUGGUGCAAAACUGUGACAUGCAUAUUGGCUCAUACAUUAUUAUCUGGUAGCCUCUAUAAUGCAAGAUGUUCCUACUGGAUCAUUCCUGUUACAUGGGCAUGGAAAUUCAACACAUGUUUGAACCAAGAUUUCUCUUUCAUCACCAAUCACACCCUCAACUUCAAAGCCAUGCUUCAGUGAUAACAUGUUUGUAUAGCACCAACAAGAAGAAAAAAGAAAAAAGAAAAGAGUAAUGAAUGUAAAAAUAUGUUAGAAGUGAGUUUUGUGAUUGAUAUAGUUACAGCAGCAACGUCUUCCUUUUAUUGUGUUUAGCAAAUAAGCAAUUCCUACGUACAAAACGAAGGGAACUUUUUUACAAAAGAAAAAAGAAAAAAAAAAAAAGCAGCAUAUGAA
Messenger RNA from Cajanus cajan (pigeon pea), 1133 nucleotides. RefSeq lists its product as uncharacterized. The record is from RefSeq and is a predicted model, not a curated record. NCBI's taxonomy places the organism in Eukaryota, Viridiplantae, Streptophyta, Magnoliopsida, Fabales, Fabaceae.